This is a messenger RNA of Pieris macdunnoughi, 882 nucleotides long. Lineage: Eukaryota; Metazoa; Arthropoda; Insecta; Lepidoptera; Pieridae. The record is from the annotation of a GenBank genome assembly.
AUGUGCAACACAAAUUCGCGACUCGACGGAAAGACCGUAGUUAUCACUGGAGGAAGCUCUGGCAUAGGUUUCGAAGCGGCUAAGCAUAUCGCACACAAAGGAGCUAAAGUUAUAAUAGCUAGUAGAAACGAAACAAAACUUAUCCGAGCCAGAGAUCGAAUACAGCAAGUAACGAAAAACCCAAACGUUUCUUAUAAAUUGUUGGACCUAGCCUCUCUUAAAUCAGUGCGAAAUUUCGCUAGCGAUAUACAGAGUGAAGAUAAACUGGACGUGUUAAUAAAUAAUGCGGGUGCUGUUGGAUUAUCUGAUCGCUUAACUGAAGACGGACUAAACCUAACUAUGCAAGUGAAUUAUUUCGGCUCGUUUCUAUUAACGUACCUUCUGCUGCCUUUGUUGACUAAAUCAGCACCGAGUAGGAUUAUUAACAGUUCAGCGUCAUCAAUGUAUGUUGGACAUUUGGAUUAUGAUCAUUGGAAUGAUAUUGGACGGUACUCCGCAGUAGAAGUGUUGGCGAACUCCAAAUUAGCGGUAGCCUUAUUCACGGCAGAAUUAGACAAUAUAUUGAAGGAUACUGGAGUGACGGCAAACACAUUUGAUCCAUUUGUCGUUCGUGAUACAGAUAUAUUGGACAACGUACCAGAAUUGGUUCGAAACGUGUCGCAAAUAUUUGUAAAUUUAGUUGGGCAGCCCAAGGAGGAUGUUGCGAAAGAAAUAUUGUUCCUAGCGGCUGACCCAGAGAUUGGUAGAAUUAGCGGUGUGCAUUACAAAUUUUGCCGAGAGUGGAUAAAUCACUGGCUGACUUACGAUACUGAGAUAACUAAGGACUUGUGGAAUCAGACAAGGAAAAUUUUAAAUAUCACAGCCAACUUGGAUUGGGAAUAG